AUGGAGAAGUUGGCUGUGCAAGAUAAACCGGCUCACAUUUACAACAUUGAUGAAAAGGGCUGCCAAAUGAUACUUCACAAAAGUCCUCUAGUUUUGGCACAAAAAGGUGUAAAGCGAGUCCACACACUAGCGUCGGAACAUGCUGAAAAUGUUACUAUUGUUUCCUGUGGAAAUGCUAUCGGUAACACCAUACCACCUAUGAUCCUCUUCAAAGGAAAGAGAUUGAAACCAGAAUGGGAAGAUAAUUUACCCCCAGGCUCUUUAGUAGCAAUGGCUCCAAAAGGCAGUAUGAACUCUGAAACCUUUGUGAAAUGGAGACAUCAUUUUGCAAAAUUCAAGACUCCAGGUCCUUGUUUAUUGAUAUUCGAUGGAGCAUCUAGUCACUUAGAUUACAAUAUUGUAGACGUUGCAAAUAAACACAACAAAGACAAAGCUCUGACAAAACAAAGAUUCGGGAGGAUAUUUACUCCAGUAUGGGACAAAGCUCUUACCCCAUGUAAUAUAAAAUCCGGAUUUGAAGCUACUGGAAUCUAUCCAUUCAACUCAGAUAGAAUUCCAGAAUGUGCUUAUGCUCCUAGCAUUCCAAAUCACUUACCAAAAGCAGAUGAACCGCAGAGCAAUUCUGAUGAAAAUAAUGCAGCAAGCAUUAUAAAUGCAGCUUCUGCACUUAAUGAUGAGAGUUUCAGUUGCGAAGAUAACGUCCCUUUAAACUUGUUUCAAAGCAAUGAACAACAAAAUGUGAUUUCAUCUUGCAUCAGAGAUGAACCAGCACCAUUGGCUUCCCUGGAAGUCAUAGAAUUAAAACCCGUGAACCCAACAGUGUUCAAUAAACCGGGGCCUUCGAAUUCUGUAUGCUCUGUUCAGCCUAUAUAUUCAACUAAUAAAGUCGUUGUUCAGCCUAUAGUUUCCUCCACGUUAUGCAAUGUUCUGAAGCUGAUAUUGUCAACAUCUUCCAGCAUAUUUAAAUGA
Molecule: messenger RNA, 969 nt
Organism: Parnassius mnemosyne (clouded apollo)
Lineage: Eukaryota; Metazoa; Arthropoda; Insecta; Lepidoptera; Papilionidae
Source: the annotation of a GenBank genome assembly